Molecule: messenger RNA, 1833 nt
Organism: Priceomyces carsonii
Lineage: Eukaryota; Fungi; Ascomycota; Pichiomycetes; Serinales; Debaryomycetaceae
Exons: 1
Coding region: 1-1833 (610 amino acids)
Biological process (GO): regulation of DNA-templated transcription; DNA-templated transcription
Molecular function (GO): zinc ion binding; DNA binding; DNA-binding transcription factor activity, RNA polymerase II-specific
Source: RefSeq, a predicted model, not a curated record
AUGUCUAUCGCCUGCGAUCCUUGUCGGAGGAGAAAAUGUAAGUGCGAUAGUGUAAAACCAGCUUGCACUCAGUGUCGUUUGCGGAAAGUGAUUUGUACAUAUAAUAAAGUAGGCGAUAAGAGGAGAAGGUCCCAGUCUCAUUUCGACUUGAUGUCGAGUCAUAUUUCAAGGUUACAACAUGUUAUAAAUUUAAUAUCUGAAGGUGGUGUAAGAGCUGACCUAACCAUUAAAAAAUUACAAAAUGAUAAGAGAUAUUCCGAAUCCUUAUUGUAUGGAGAUAAAGCGAUCGGCUCAACUGAUAUUGAAUUUGAAGGAGAUUUACUCAAAGUUGAUAAUCAAGGCAAAAUUCACUUUUAUGGAGAAACAUCCAAUAUCCCAAAAAUUAUUCAAAACGACACUAUUAUUUCUCAGAAAUUAUCUUUGAGCUCUAAUUCGGAUAUAUAUACCUUGGACAUAUCGCAUUUUGUGCCUGACUAUAUUGUUUCGGAAUUGUUGCAGUUAUAUUUUUGUUGGCAACACGUUUACUAUAACGUAUUCGACAUGCAAUUAUUUUUAAGAGAUAUGAAGACUGGUGGGAUGUUUUAUUCAGAUUUCCUCUUGAAUGCAAUUUUGUCACACGCUUGUCAUCUAUCUAGUAGGCCCGAACUUCGAUCAGAUCCUCUCGAUGCCCGAACGACCGGCUAUUUCUUUCAUAAAAAAGCGUUGAAAAUGCUCCAUAGAGAGCUCGAAAAUAGCUCUCUUACAACCGUGCAAGGCUUAUUAUUGUUGGCAAGUAAAGAAUCGGGAAUAGGUUGUAACAGUAUUGGUUGGGUCCAUUCGGGGAUGGCAGUAAGAAUUGCAAUUGACUUAGGAAUACAUCACGACGCUGCAAAGUUGGCAGAGCUAGGCUAUAUUUCGGAGGAAGAGGUAAAGGUUCGAAAUACGACAUUUUGGGGGUGCUAUCUUUUUGAUCAAGGUUGGAGCUCGUAUUUAGGACGACCGCCAGCCAUUCGUAUGUGUGAUGUGUCGAUAAAUCUACCUGACUUCCAUGAAGAAAAACCCCUAGAGUGGGUUCCUUUCUAUGAAAGUAGUAAUCAGUUUCCUGAUGAAGUUAUAAAACUAGAAUUUUAUCCCGAAAAUACCUUGUUGGCAACAUUAAAACUUUACCAUAUUUUAGAAUUGAUAAUAUUCUCUCUUUAUACAUCAAGGAAGGAAGAAGAUAAUGUUGAAAAGAAGAAAAAUUACAGACUAUUAUUGGAAGAACAUUAUCAACUAUUAGAAUUAUGGAGGGCUAAGCUCCCAGAUUACCUAAGAUAUUCACAGUUUAAUACGCACCCUGCUAUUUUGAUGUUACAAGGAAUGUACCAAUCCAUAACAAUAUUCUUAUUUCGCCCAUACAUAAAGCUCAGUGAGAGAAAUUGGAGAAUAGAAAACAUACCUGACCCUUUAGACCAAUGUCGACAGUGCGCAAAAUCAAUCCUUGAAAUAUUGCGACGAUAUAAAAAGUUGUACUCUUUGAACAAAAUAGUUAACUUAACUACAUACCUUGCAUUGACUGCUUCUACUGUUUAUUUAACGGUUGCAUCUUCUACUGGAUCUUUUGAUGAAAGGGAUCAAAAUGAUUGUUUAUCAAUCUUAUCUGAGAUAGGAACUUCAUGGCCCGAGGCGAAUGCUGUACAUGAUGUGAUCAAACGCAAAUUCAAGUCAAUUCUUGCUCCUCAAAACGAAAACGAUAGCAGCCUUCUUUCUCGUUAUGCUAUUGGUUGUGAGUGGAUUCAAGAACUUUAUCUCCCAUUGGAUGAGUUUAUGAUUGAAAUGGAAGAAUCUACAAUCUGGGAUAAACAAAAUAAUUAA